GAGAGGCGGACUGGUAUGUUGAAGUACUUCCGGUUCACCUGCGUUUUGGCAUCUUGGACCUUUCAGUCAGCGUACAAGUUGGCUUUUCUCGUCUGUUUUUGCGCUUAGUGAUAACUUAGAGAGCUACAAGAGCUACAGAUAAAUCACGGGAAAGAGCUGAAAAGUCUGAAAAGCGUAGAGUAGUUAACAGAACAAUGCGGUCGAAGAGGAGGGUCGGCCCGGAACAAAGAAUUCGUGGAGAGCAAGUCGGAACUGUUGCAGAAGGAGCAGAUGAAUCACCCGAAGAUGCUUCAGACAACCCUUCCGAUUCCACCAGGGUGAAAGUUCAAAAACGCAAGGCAGAGCAAACGGUAGAGGAUGCCGAAAGCUCCCCUGCUUCAGGUAGUAAGGCCAAAAUGCCUAAACACGAUAUAGAGCUAGAACUGGCUUGCGACUCCGACUCUGACUCAGAUGCGAACUCUCCACCUGUAGAGGAGGAAGAUGAGGAGACCACUCCCGAAUCAGAAGGUACCGAGGAACUACCAGAUUUCAAUGGUGGGAGUUCAGCCCAGGAACCCGAAACUGACCUAGCGAAGACCAUCGAGGCGGCGGAGGCGUACCGAGCUGCGGUCAGGGCGGAGAUGCAGAGGACCCGGGCAGAGGGACCACCUGAGGCUACCAACAAGACCAUAGCGUUUCAGCAGGGGCACACCUGUGUGAACUGCAUGAUGCUGUUCUCCUCUGAGAGCAGCCUCCGGGCCCACCAGGUGUCGUGUGGGGAGGUGAUGUACCGCUGUAAGCUGUGCUGGGAGGACACGGAUGAGCCCACGGAACACAUGGAGGAGUACUGGCAGCGCGACCCUCCCCCGGAGCUGCGAUACAACCCGUGUUUAACCAUCGAGAGCGACAUGCAGCUGAUCAGAUCGAUGUACAUGUCAGUGGUGACGCCGGAUGAGGAAUGGCCGUGUAACCUCUGCGCUUCAGAGAUCAGCGUCCGCCAGGACAACUGGCCUACAUCCUUUAACUUCCGUAACAGGACGCGGCUGUGGACGCAUCAAGCCGUGGUCCACGGGAUCGUGUGGAAAAAGCUCCCAUGCCAGGCCUGCGGGGGGUAUCUCAAGUUUCACACCAGGUCCGAUUAUCUGCGCCACAUGUUCGCCAUGCACGUUCAACUGAGGAAGGAGGAAAAUGCGUUCUGUUGUCUUCUGUGCGGGGAGUUGAACCCUGACAGGGGCUGGCUGGAGAUUCACAUGUUCCAACAUGCAAAAAUGCCAGCAAACUAGUUAUUUGUUCGCUUGUCAUGGAGGGAAAAAAAGCAACCCUGUUCAUGGUUCCAGCACCACAGUGCAUCUCACUGCAUGUGCAGUUGGAACCAUGAACACGUGAAUAGACGUGUACCCCUCACAGUAACAAACUGCAAUGUAGAAAUGACUAUCAACUCUCUUCUACUUUGCUCUUCUCAUUUUUUUCUGGACCGGUACAGGUGAUACAGUUUUGGACUGGUACAAAAUACAGGCACUCACCCCUAUAGUUGAUAGUUUAUUUUCAAAUUUUCUAGUUCUAUCAUGUGUUUUUAAUAAUAGUUGAAGAUUGAUCAACCAGUUAUUAAAGAUUAUAUCAUGGAGUGUUACAGGAUGCAAGACUGUUAAAGUAAUUGAAAUGAAAGGGUGGAAAAGUAAGAUUCGUAUGGUUAGUGACCCCUUAUCAACUAUUUGGAAUAUGAUUUUUAAUGAAUUUUUGUUGAAAAAUAUAUUUGGUACAUAUUUUGAUGAUACAGGUUGUAUAUGUGGUAAGUUUCUUGUCAUGGUAGUUUCUUUGUGCCAUGGACUGCUGAAAAAGUAAGGACUGUUCUCUGAUGAACAUUAAUCUACCAAAAUGGUAAAACUACUAAAAGAUUCUGCAGAUGCAAGUCAAUAAUCUACAAUGUAGAAGUCUCUGUAAAACUUCAUCUCAAUCAGAACCAAACAGUAGUAAAUUUUCAGAUAUACAUGUAACUGUUAUGCAGUUCUCUGCUGUUCCAAAUAUUUCAUGGAAAGGAAGUUCAUUUUGAAACUUAAAUCAGCAAAGCCAAAUGAAUGUACCUGAAUGUAGUCAGGGUUUUGCUGCUUCCUUUCAUAGCAGUGUGCAUAUUGUACAGGUACUGUAAAUGCAGAAAUGUUCGCGGUUGUUUUAUGUUCACGGUUUUUGCGUUGGCCACUUCAGCGCAAAUUUAAAACCACCGCCAACAUUUUUCCGUGGCAGUAAGAGACUACGUUGCAUGGUGCUACCGCAAAAUUAAAACCACUGCGAAAAGUCCUUUUUCCUGCUCCUGCAAAAUUAAAUCCCCGCGAACUUAAAUGCAUUUACAGUAUAUGACAUAGAUGCUGGCAAAUGACUGAAAAAAACAAGUAGAUUCAUUAUUGGUUUCUGGUGAGGAAGGGAUUCAUAACAUAUCCUAUUUUAUAUUACCCUGGGGUUGCAUAUUCUAGUAUGCUGUAUUGUGGGAAAUAUUUUCACAACAGGUCCUGAACAUUGACAUUCACAUUUUCUGCAAUGUAGUUCACAUCACGGCUCUGUUGUAAUAAAAUAUGUUGAAAUUGA
Branchiostoma floridae (Florida lancelet) is the source of this 2559-nucleotide messenger RNA. RefSeq lists its product as uncharacterized. Gene Ontology annotation, molecular function: DNA-binding transcription factor activity, RNA polymerase II-specific; sequence-specific DNA binding. Lineage: Eukaryota; Metazoa; Chordata; Leptocardii; Amphioxiformes; Branchiostomatidae. Gene Ontology annotation, biological process: regulation of transcription by RNA polymerase II. Bases 195 to 1262 code for a protein of 355 amino acids. Gene Ontology annotation, cellular component: nucleus. The transcript is spliced from 3 exons. The record is from RefSeq and is a predicted model, not a curated record.